Messenger RNA from Heterobasidion irregulare TC 32-1, 642 nucleotides. RefSeq lists its product as uncharacterized. Gene Ontology annotation, molecular function: N-acetyltransferase activity. Gene Ontology annotation, biological process: protein acetylation. The transcript is spliced from 6 exons. NCBI's taxonomy places the organism in Eukaryota, Fungi, Basidiomycota, Agaricomycetes, Russulales, Bondarzewiaceae. The record is from RefSeq and is a predicted model, not a curated record. The coding region runs from base 1 to 642 and encodes 213 amino acids.
AUGCUCGCCAACCACCACUCCGCCCUCGUACACCCCGCCCUCGUCCUCGUCCCGUACAGGCCCUACCACGUGCCCACUUACCAUGCAUGGAUGCAGAGCCCCGUCCUCCGUCACUUGACCGCUAGCGAGCCGCUGUCCUUGCACGAUGAGUACGCCAUGCAACAGAGCUGGCAGAACGAUCAAGAUAAGCUCACGUUCAUCGUCCUCGCACGCCCCCCGCACGCGGCCCCCGACGACGCGCUCACCGACGAUGACAUCCGCGCCCUGCCCAUGAUCGGCGACGUCAACCUCUUCCUCAAGGGCUCCCCGCAAGACGACGACUUCGAAGCCGAGGUCGAGGUCAUGAUCGCAGAGCCCGCCUACCGCCGCCAGCGCCUCGCGCACACCGCCCUCUCCCUCCUCCUCGCCUACGCCACGUCCCCCGCGGCCCCCGCCCCGCUCCCCGUCCCGCCAGCCCGCCUCGUCGCGCGCAUCGGCCAGGACAACGCGCCCAGCAUCCGCCUCUUCGAGUCCCUCGGCUUCGAGGUCGUCCGCCGCGUCGACGUCUUCAACGAGCUCGAGAUGCGCCCCGCAGCAAACGGCGCGCGCGCGCACGAGUGGACGGCGGGCGCGGUCGUGCCGUUCGAGGCGCCCGAUGCGUGA